Molecule: messenger RNA, 1398 nt
Organism: Talaromyces rugulosus
Lineage: Eukaryota; Fungi; Ascomycota; Eurotiomycetes; Eurotiales; Trichocomaceae
Exons: 4
Coding region: 1-1398 (465 amino acids)
Molecular function (GO): metal ion binding
Source: RefSeq, a predicted model, not a curated record
AUGGUUUUAGGCAGCCACACCCAGGCGCUCGCGAAGCGCUACGAGCAUAUUAAACUCCUCGAGCAGAGCAAGAAUGACCUCAUCGAAGACCUGUUAGCACGAGUGAGCGACCUUGAAGAUGCCUACCAACAGAGCAAACUGGACCGUGAACGAGAGAUUCGUUUUAAUCGAGAUAUUCAGCUGCAUGAGAUGGAGUUGAUGAGCCAGAUCCAGAGAAUUAAAAAGAUAAUGGACCGCGAGCCUUAUAUUGUCGUGCUCUUGGACGGCGAUAGUAUGAUUUUUAACGACGAAUUUCUUCGCAAUGGUGAACAAGGGGGCAAAGAUGCCGCAAAUCAAUUGAUAGCCACCCUGAACGAAUACGUUGCGCGAAAUCUGCCGAAUGUCACCUCACCCAAGAUAGUCACCCAUGUCUUCGCAAAUAUUAAGGGCCUAGGGGAUGCUUGCUACAAUACUGGCAUAGUCUAUAAACCGUCAAUGGUGGACGACUUUGUCCGGGGCUUCAACGACAGCCAGCCUUUGUUCGACUUUGUGGAUAUUGGACAAGGCAAAGACAGCGCCGACGAUAAGAUUUCCGAAACUAUUAAACUGAAUUUAUACAACUGCCAUUGCCACCAGAUUUUCUUGGGAUGCUCUCAAGAUAAUGGAUACGCCCGCCUCCUGGAAGACACAAUGGCCGAUGGCGAGCUCAUAGGUCGGAUAUCUUUGUUAGAAGGCGUUCCUUUCGAGAAAGAGCUUGAUUCUAUGAAGGCGUCUUAUCGUGUCACCCAGUUCCCCGAUCUCUUCCGCACUUCCAGGAUAACAUCGACACCGGCUGCACCGAUCAGGGCUCCUUUGAAGACUCACACGGCAAUGCUAUCGCCUCAUCCAGCAUCAGCCACUCUUACUCGCACUUCUACCAAUACAUCUACUAGCUCCGCCACCCCUACAUCGGCAUCUUCAUGGGCGUCGGUGACCGCCUUGAACCCUGGUGAUGUGUCGCUACAGCCCGCCAAACCUGCCAGUCCAGCUCCGUCUGGCACAUCUACAGUCGAGCGAAAUAGACACGGCCAGCGGAUUGAUCGCAUGGAAUUCAGGACAAUCACAAAGGACGACCUUUACCGAGUGAAGAAGAUGAAGCUCUGCAAUCUUCACUAUUUGCUCGGAAACUGUCCAAAUACCAAUUGCUAUCAUGACCAUGACCACAAACUCACCAAGGACGAAAAAGAAGUCUUGCGUUCUGUGGCUCGUAUGACACCCUGCCACUUUGGGAUGACAUGCGACGAUCCAAAAUGCAUAUACGGCCACCGUUGUCCACAGAGCGAAACUGGUAAAAAGGAGUGUCAUUGGGGCAGCAAUUGUCGGUUUGAGCCUUCACAACACGGAAUUGAUCUCACUGUGGUCAAAACUACUAAGGUUUAA